Penicillium angulare is the source of this 1431-nucleotide messenger RNA. RefSeq lists its product as uncharacterized. The transcript has 3 exons. The coding region runs from base 1 to 1431 and encodes 476 amino acids. The record is from RefSeq and is a predicted model, not a curated record. Lineage: Eukaryota; Fungi; Ascomycota; Eurotiomycetes; Eurotiales; Aspergillaceae.
AUGGCGUGCACAAUUGAUCUGGGACAAUGCCUUUUACAAGACACGCCAUCGCAACUACACCUUUACUUUACAGCAAAAGCCAAUCUGGGCCAGUCAGGAGCCUUCACGUGCUCAACAAUCCAGUCAACACCACAAUGGCCAGAUCCCGAGACAACUUGGAUCAAAGAGGCCCCAAGCAUUGAGCUGCGUUUGUCGGUCCAUUUUGGCCUCGAGUUAGAGUUCCUUUCAUCACACUUCAUUCCGGAAUUGGAGAGUCGGUUGUGCAAUGCAGAUGUUUGGCCGGAGCUCGGGUUUACGGUGUCAUGCAAAAGCCGCAACACUAUCCAUACAAAUCCCGGCUACCCAGAACAACACUGCGUGACAUUGAGUCUGUGCAGACUACGCUCUCCCCUUUUUUCUGACCAAACUAGAUCCGUGCCCGUUGCCCUCCAAAAUUCACCCGAAAUUCCACCCCCACCAGGCGUACCUACCAUGAUUAUGAGUGUCAUCGAGAUCUCUCUCGAGUAUGCCUACUUGUUUCGAGAAACUUACAAGCCUCCUGAUCUGAGUAUUAGGUCUGACCCCGAAAAAAUCCCCCAAAUCGCAACAUCGCUUUUUACACCGCAUCCUGGCCCAGUGACAGAUCCCGAAUUGAGCCGAUGGAUGCCUUUGGACACUUUCGCGGAGGAUGACUGCCUACAUUGGGAAAAGAAUACUGCCUAUGAUCUUGAACCAUGUCUUGACUUGAUCGACUUCGGCUUACAGAAACUAAUCAUUUCCCCUGCGCCAAAGAUGCCCCGGAUUCGAGUACUCGGAGAAGACAGCCUCCAAAGCCUACGCAAGUGGGCACCUGGUAUUUUCAACAGAGAUUACCGCGGGACAUUGAAUCAACGUGCAGCCUCAAUUCCCGUCAUUGCAGGAGCGGUGGCCACAAUGUUCAAAAAAACUUCGCAUCCAAGACUGCAGGAGCAUAUUUCCAGCUUGCAGGAAGAUCUAAAGGAAUGGGUCGCUAGUAGUCUGUGGCGGAAGGCUCAGGCUCAACUCCCCAAACCAAGGGCCCGAAACAACGGAAGUCGCUUUUUCCCUUCGAACCAUUCAAUUGAUAGCCUGUCGUAUACUAACACUUCCUAUGAAGCUACCACGAGGUCAUGGAACGAGAUGGAUCUCAGUGGAGAAUUUCUUUUUGAUGCGAACGAACACUGGGACACAGAUAUCGGUGAUGAAGAUGAGGAGUUUGAUGAGUUCCCGGAAUGUAUGCAUUCAGAAGGAAAGGAGGGGUCUGAUGGACAACUUUUCAGUGAUAACACCGAGUCCAGUUUUCAAGAUCUGUACGAGUCAACUCAGACAACGCAAGCAACCCAAACAAUCUUGGAUAGCCUCCACGCAUCCCGUGAAGGAAUCUCGUCCCCACUUACAGAGGAUAUGCUAUUGAGUGAUUGUGGACCGGAAUGA